GCUUGACUAUUUUUUUUUAAUGCUCUCCGCAACCGCGCGAUCAGCCAUCGUGAUCAAGGCUCCAUUCUAGCCAGUGGGCUAGAAGCCUGAUGCCCCUCUUGAGUGGACAACGGUACAUUACCCCAGGGUGGUUUGCAUUGCCCAUGCAUGACAAGGUCAUGGUGACACAACGCAGAGACCGUUCUCGUCUUGCCCCUCUUGUUGGCACGGGCUUGAAUGGAUCUGAUUUCCCAAAGCGGACAUAGGACGCCAGCCCAAGCCUCGACCGCUCUGCCAACACCAAGCGGUGGCGGAGCUAUUCCGGUCUCACUUUUGAAAGGUUAUCGGGCUCUUAUCAGCCGAUUUUCUGAUAUUGUAAAUCCGCUGUGCAGUCAGUGAGAUAGCCCGGAUAUUGUGAAGGGGCUGCCGGGUCGAUGCCUAUCGCAGCAGAUACCGAUAGCAGGACUGCAGCCAGUGGCUUGGAGCUCCAAGCAAACCAACGCAGGCAGAGUCAAUCAUGGCCGCUUUGCGCAGUCUAACGCGCCUUGUCGGUGAGUGCGAAAGGGAGCACGCAAGCGGCUCAACGGGUGCGAAGAGUGAGGCGUCAAUAGUCCCAGGGAAGCACCAUGUCCUUGUCUCGAGAGCGAACGCAGAAGACUACGUGCCAGUGUGGCACUACCCCUCAUGACUCUCGCUGUGGAAGAUUCGGGAGGCUUUGGGCGUUUUCGG
Messenger RNA from Exserohilum turcica Et28A, 708 nucleotides. RefSeq lists its product as uncharacterized. The transcript has a single exon. The record is from RefSeq and is a predicted model, not a curated record. The coding region runs from base 497 to 667 and encodes 56 amino acids. NCBI's taxonomy places the organism in Eukaryota, Fungi, Ascomycota, Dothideomycetes, Pleosporales, Pleosporaceae.